Molecule: messenger RNA, 685 nt
Organism: Selaginella moellendorffii
Lineage: Eukaryota; Viridiplantae; Streptophyta; Lycopodiopsida; Selaginellales; Selaginellaceae
Product: probable pectinesterase 15
Exons: 4
Coding region: 1-621 (206 amino acids)
Biological process (GO): cell wall modification
Molecular function (GO): pectinesterase activity
Source: RefSeq, a predicted model, not a curated record
AUGGAUCAGCUAAUGGAACUGAACGAUGCACCAUUCGCAAAUCCAGGAGCCCAUGACAUGCAAGCCGUGGCCUUGAAAUUAAGUGGCGAUUUUGCAAGGAUUUCUGAUUGCUUCAUCCUGUCAAGCCAGGACACCCUCUACGACGAUCGUGGGAGGCACUACUUCAAGAACACAUACAUCGAGGGGAACAUCGAUUUCAUAUUUGGCCUUGGAAGGUCACUCUACGAGAGAUGUAAUCUCAUCUCGAAUGUCAAUGCCACAACCAGUGGAUCCUUGACGGCACAAGGAAAAGCCGCGCUCACUAAUUUCACUUCUGGGUACUCCUUCCACAAUUGCUAUCUUGGUGGGACUGGAAAGAUGACGCUGGGCCGACCUUGGGGGAGCAACGCAUUUGUGGUUUUUAGCAAUUGUUACAUGGAGGCAGUGGUAGAUCCCGUUGGCUGGACUCACUGGACUGAUUCUUACGGCCCAUCCAACAGCACUGCCUUUUUCGUGGAGUAUCAAAAUUACGGUCCCGGUGCUCAUUCGUUGAAACGCGCAAACUGGACCAGAACGAUAAAGCCAGACGUUGCUGAAUUUUACGCAAGCACGGAUUUUAUAGACGGAUCGGAGUGGCUGUGAUGGUUCUUGUUCCUACGUUUCAUCCAAAAGCUUUUUUAUCAAGUGUAAUAGGGAUUUUCUUUUC